Scatophagus argus is the source of this 3226-nucleotide messenger RNA. It is a transcript of the gene kif3b, whose product is annotated as kinesin family member 3B. NCBI's taxonomy places the organism in Eukaryota, Metazoa, Chordata, Actinopteri, Scatophagidae. Gene Ontology annotation, biological process: microtubule-based movement. The transcript has 9 exons. Gene Ontology annotation, molecular function: microtubule motor activity; microtubule binding; ATP binding. The record is from RefSeq and is a predicted model, not a curated record. The coding region runs from base 249 to 2537 and encodes 762 amino acids.
AUACGGAAGACAAAAUUAUGGGUUACUGUACUUUCUUACUUGUUUGUUUCGGGGGAUGGAAUGCUUUAACGUGGCAACUAUGCAACCGGGACCGUUGCGGGGACGAGCUGCUACUAACGGCUGACUGGGAGUUUUGUAUUAGCUAACGUUCGCCAAUGCUUCUGGUGCGGGCAUUUGUGCUGGUGCACUGUUACUGAAGCUGAGCAUACGAAGUGCCAGGCCCUGUGGGGUGGCAGCUGCUCUGCACCAUGUCCAAGAGCAAGAGCUCUGAGUCGGUCAAGGUGGUGGUUCGUUGUCGCCCUAUGAAUGAAAAAGAGCGGGCAGCCAAGUUUGAAAGGGUGGUCUCUGUUGAUGUUAAAUUGGGCCAAAUUAUUGUCAAGAACCCCAGAGAGGCUUCAGCCAAUGAACUCCCCAAAGUCUUCACUUUUGAUUCAGUCUACGACUGGAACUCCAAACAAAUAGAUUUAUAUGAUGAAACCUUCAGGCCUCUGGUAGAUUCAGUUCUUUUUGGGUUCAAUGGAACCAUUUUUGCCUAUGGGCAGACAGGUACAGGGAAAACAUAUACUAUGGAGGGUGUGAGAAAUGAUCCGGAGAGGAGAGGGGUGAUUCCUAACUCCUUUGAGCAUAUCUUCACUCACAUUUCACGGUCCCAAAAUCAGCAAUACCUGGUGAGAGCAUCAUAUCUAGAAAUUUACCAAGAGGAGAUCAGAGACUUGCUCUCCAAAGAUCAGUCACGUCGUCUUGAGCUCAGGGAGAGGCCUGACACAGGUGUGUAUGUUAAAGACCUUUCAUCGUUUGUCACCAAGAGUGUGCGGGAGAUCGAACAUGUCAUGAAUGUGGGCAACCAGAAUCGUUCAGUGGGUGCAACAAACAUGAAUGAACACAGCUCCCGUUCCCACGCCAUCUUUGUCAUCACCGUGGAGUGCAGUGAGUUGGGUGUAGAUGGGGAGAACCAUAUCAGAGUUGGCAAACUGAACCUGGUAGAUUUGGCCGGUAGUGAAAGACAGACCAAGACUGGUGCUCAGGGAGAAAGACUUAAAGAAGCCACAAAGAUCAAUCUGUCACUUUCCGCUCUGGGGAAUGUCAUAUCAGCUCUGGUGGACGGCAGGAGCAGCCACAUCCCUUACCGAGAUUCAAAACUCACCCGUCUGCUGCAGGACUCCCUGGGGGGCAAUGCCCGCACUGUUAUGGUUGCCAACAUUGGACCAGCAUCCUACAAUGUGGAGGAGACCUUGACAACAUUGCGCUACUCCAACAGAGCUAAGAACAUCAAGAAUAAACCACGAAUCAAUGAGGACCCCAAGGAUGCCCUGCUCAGGGAGUUUCAGGAGGAGAUCGCAAGGCUGAAGGCACAGCUGCAAAAGCGCUCAGGAAAGAAGAAAAAGAGGAGGCAGAGAAGGAGAGCUGGGGAAGGGAGCGAUUAUGAGGAUCUGGAAGAAGGAGAGACAGAGGAUGAUGAGGAAGAUGGGGAUGAUAAGGGGGAUUACUGGCGGGAACAACAGGAGAAGUUGGAGAGAGAGAGAAAAGCUAUCAUGGAGGAUCACAGUCUGGUGGCUGAGGAGAAAGUUCGACUGCUGAAAGAGAAGGAGAAGAAAAUGGAAGAUCUGAAGAGGGAGAGGGAGGCUGGAGAGAUGCUCGCAGCCAAAGUAAAGGCAAUGGAGAGUAAGCUCCUGGUAGGGGGGAAGAACAUUGUGGAUCACACCAAUGAGCAACAGAGAAUGUUGGAGCAGAAGAGGCAGGAAAUCGCUGAGCAGAAACGGCGAGAGCGGGAGAUGCAGCAGCAGAUGGAGAGUCGUGAUGAAGAGACUCUGGAGCUGAAGGAGACCUAUAGCUCUCUACAGCAGGAGGUCGACAUCAAAACCAAGAAGCUGAAAAAGCUGUUUGAAAAACUGCAGGCGGUGAAGGCAGAAAUCCUGGACGUCCAGGAUGCACACAUCAAAGAACGCCAGGAUCUGGAACAAACUCAGAACGAGCUCACCAGGGACCUCAAACUCAAGCAUCUUAUCAUUGAGAACUUCAUUCCCUUAGAAGAAAAGAACAAAAUAGUCAACAGGGCUUACAUUGAUGAGGAGGAUGAAUACUGGAAAAUGAAGCCCAUCACACGUAUAGAGGAUGACCAUCAGAUGAUGACGAGGCCUCUCUCUGCUGUCGGCUACAGGAGGCCUCUCAGUCACCAUGCUCGCAUGGCCAUGAUGAUGAGGCCUGACAUGAGAUACAAGGCUGAAAACAUCCUGAUGCUGGACAUGGACCUGCCGGCACGGACCACUAAAGAGUAUCAGGAGCCAGUUAUCGCCCCAACGGUGGCAGCAGCUCUGGAGGACGCGCUGAGGGAUGAGGAUGAGAUCCAGGUGGAUGCCUCAGACUUUCACAGCAGCUUGGGACCAAUCCCACCUGCCAGCACAAGCAGCAGCCUCAAGAAACCAAAGUCUGGUCGACCAAGAACAGGCAAGAAGUCGAGCGCUCCGACCUCUCCUUUCAGUCCCUCCAGUCCAGGAUCCCCACUUUACCCACAAUCUCGUGGCCUGGUGCCCAAGUAACAGUUUGUACCACUGAUAUCACCACCAACCUCUCUUGUGCACCUUGCCACUUUGGGACUCAACUUUGAGAGAAUGGAUUUUGUUUUGUCUGUUGUGUUUUUUUUUUUGUCAAGAUGACAGAAUUUUAGAUUCUGCACGUGAUAGAGAAAACUUCAAGAUUAAAGCUGCUUUGUAGGUUUAAACUGUAACCACACCACUAUUAACUGUUGUUGUCGUGAGUUUUUCUUCUUGGAGAUUUGAAACCCCUCCUUGUAUUGACAGUGAGUCAGUACAAUACUGGGACAGCAGCCACGCAUGAAGCCUCUCAUAUCUCUGCACUGCUGUUAUCUUUCCCUAACAUUUGGCUAAAUGCCACUGAUGUCUUACGUGUCACAAUGUUCUUAAUGUACAGAAAAAAUGACCGUGGGCUUAGACACCCCCCUCAUGAUGGACUGCAGUAUCUUCAAUGCACUACUUCAUAUCUUUCCAGAUCUUUGUUGUGUUGUUCUCUCUCAGACGUAGAGGGUCAGGAUGGACGUAAAGAUACGUGGACUUGGCGGCUCUGCUGCUCGCCGACAGACUUGUUGUUUGUCAGGCCACGUAUCUUCACGUUGAUGUCAGAAUAUUGAACUUGAAGGUUUAAGUCAAACUGUGCUGUUUUUUCCAUUGUUGAACUGAUGAUGUUAGAAUAUAGCUUUAAGUCUCUUGUG